Punica granatum (pomegranate) is the source of this 2117-nucleotide messenger RNA. Lineage: Eukaryota; Viridiplantae; Streptophyta; Magnoliopsida; Myrtales; Lythraceae. The record is from RefSeq and is a predicted model, not a curated record.
UACAAACAACUGGUCAUCUUGUUUCAUCAAUAACCCUCUCAAUCAGAAGAAGAUGAAAUCCAAUGGUGAUGAAGAGAGUGCUUCUAAUUCGGAUGCCAAUCGCGAGCCUCUAUGCGUAUAUCACAAUCAGGAAGGACAUGGGAGCCGAAUUGACCAAGCCGACGAGACUGAACGUAGCCCACCUCCUGAUAGAACCACCAUGCCUGAAGAGGAGACUCCGCGGAUCACCAUAGUGAGAACUCUGGACCGAAAUUCAAAAGCUUCAUCUUCGAACGACCACGAGAGUCAGGAGGAUCAGCUUAAAUCAGCUCAAGUUGAAAUGGGAGAGGUUAGAGAAGAGAACGAGCGAUUAAAGUCGUUAUUAUCCCAAUUAGCAAAGGAUUACCAAUCUCUUCAGAAGCAUUUUCACGAUGUUCUUCAACAAGACGAGACUCACAAGAAGCGUGCAAUUCCGACUCCCACUCCUGUCUUGGCAAAUGAUCAAGAAAACAAGCAGGAGCCUGAUGAGUUUGUCUCUCUCACCCUUGGUCGAACUUUGAGUGGUGUAAACAAGACUGAGGAUCAGAGGAAAAUCGACUUGAAUGAAGCUGAAAAGGAUAAUGAGAUGUUGCGGGAAGAACUCAAGCUUGGAUUAGACUGUAGAUAUGCUGAACAAAGCCCAACUGAACCUGUGAAGAACCGGACGUCCGGGGAAGGCUUCGAGGAGCUGAGGGAAGAUGACAUCACGGAGAUAUGGCCUCCAAGUAAAAUCUUGAAGACCAUGAAAAGUACCGAUGAUGAAUCUUCUCAGUCAUCCCAAGGGAAGAAAGCUAGGGUUUCGGUUCGAGCACGAUGCGACACUCCCACGAUGAAUGAUGGAUGCCAAUGGCGAAAAUACGGGCAAAAGAUUGCUAAAGGAAAUCCAUGUCCACGGGCAUAUUAUCGAUGCACAAUCUCACCAUCUUGUCCCGUAAGAAAACAGGUACAAAGAUGUGCAGAGGACAUGUCUAUCCUGAUUACGACCUACGAAGGUAAUCACAACCAUUCGCUCCCGAUAUCAGCCACCGCCAUGGCUUCAACCACUUCGGCUGCUGUUUCUAUGCUGCAGUCUCGAUCAUCAAGCUCCCAACAAGACCCCAAAGCUCCACCUGCUACCACCCAUAAUAACUCCACGUGUACAACUUCCGCUAGCUUGCACGGGUUAAAUUUCUCCCUCAGCCAAGAUUCAAGAUCAAAUGGCCAACUGCAUUUCCCCUACUCUUCAAUCUCGACUUGCAAUUCUCACCCCACCAUUACACUUGACCUCACCUCGGCGAUCAACCCCUCCAACUAUGAUCGAUUCUCUUCAAGCAUACUCACACCUCCCGUGCCGAAAUACUCUUCAAUAUCUGCACCUUGUCUCAGCUUUUCUUCAUCAUCAACUGCAUUGGCCAGCUCCCAACUGUUAUCACCUUGGGACACUAGUAAUUUUUUGAACUAUGGGGCAACUCCGACUAAUCAAAGAUCAAUCCAAUUCCGCAAGUGUGCUUCGGAUCUUGGGAGGCAAGCAAGUCAAGAACAUUCGUACAAACCCUACUUGCAAAUGAGUAGUGUCACAAAUUCCUCCGAAAAAUCUCUGAUGCCAGAGACACUGGCGGCUGCGACGAAGGCAAUCGCCACGAAUCCUUCUUUCCAUUCAGCAUUGGCGGCGGCACUUAGUUCCUGCAUUGGCAAUAACGGGACUUCAGGUGGUUAUCGAGGUAGGGGAGAAAAUUCUGAGCUCAAGUACGUCCUGAAGGCAGGAGACUCUUCUUCGGCUAGUUCCACUCAAAUCCCCGGCCAGAGUAGAGUGCUUUGUGCCUCGAACUUCGUCAGCAAACAGGCGAACAUGAACUUGCAACAGCAAGGGGGCUUGAUCAAUUUGUUCCAACCUUCAUUAUCAUUGUCUACAUCAACAGGUGCCAAUUCGGGGUCCCCUACGGAGAAUUACAAGGAUCGGAUUAAGUUCUAGCUAAUUACAAUGUCUGAUGAUGGACGUAGAGGCGAAGAAUUAUGGGAUUUUGUAGUUUCAUCUUACUUCCAUGUUUAUAACUCGACGAAGAUUCUUGUAAACCACACAAUUUGUUUAUCCGAAUGCCAUAUGGAAGAAGUUCUCUCUA